Molecule: messenger RNA, 3288 nt
Organism: Hippoglossus stenolepis (Pacific halibut)
Lineage: Eukaryota; Metazoa; Chordata; Actinopteri; Pleuronectiformes; Pleuronectidae
Gene: gdpd4a
Product: glycerophosphodiester phosphodiesterase domain containing 4a
Exons: 19
Coding region: 678-2459 (593 amino acids)
Biological process (GO): lipid metabolic process
Cellular component (GO): membrane
Molecular function (GO): glycerophosphodiester phosphodiesterase activity
Source: RefSeq, a predicted model, not a curated record
UGGUGGGAGGGGCCUUGUGACGUCAGCAACAGGUGGCUCCAUCCUGGUGCUGCAGCUUGUCCUCACGCAGCCGCUGCGCAUGCACGCGGCUCAGUACGUCCCCGUGUCCUCGCCUCGCGCGCACGCAGAAGCGGAGCUGCCGCACGAGACCACUGCAGCACGACACGGCGCGUGCACCGCAACGUACAUCAAACAGUAACGGAAGAAGAAAAAGGAGAGAAGGUGUGAAGACACAGAGGAACAGACAAAGGAACAGACAGAGCAACAGACAGAGCAACAGACAGAGGAACAGACAGAGGAACAGACAGAGGAACAGACAGAGCAACAGACAGAGCAACAGACAGAGGAACAGACAGCAACAGACAGAGCAACAGACACUGUGACGUCCUCUGGUUUUCUUGUUGCCCUGCUCUCCAUGGGGGUUAGAUGUCGCCGUGCAGCGGUGCAGGAGCUGAGCUCAAGGGCACUUCAGCAGACAGGAAGUGAAGACUGAAACUCGGUUCCUCAAGUGCAGGUGUGGCCCCAGAGUCCUGUCUUCUUUUCCUCUUCUCUCUGUUCCCUUCUUCAUCCUGCUCCUCUCUCUCUCUCUCUCUCUCUCUCUCUCUCUCUCUCUCUCUCUCUCUCUCUCUCUCCCUCUCUCCCUCUCUCUGUGUGAUGCCGGGCCGUGGGGGGGGUGAAUGCCCGUGACCAGACUGAAGCUGGGGAAGCUAAAGGUGGUGCGGCGGCAGCUGCUGCAAAGGUAUGAACACCAGCCGUUUGUCUCCUGUCUCGCCGGCCUCUACGGUUGCCAAUGGAGACGAUACCAAAGAGUCUGGGCGCAACCAGGAGAGUGCUGCUGCAGCAAGGUGGAGUGUGGCAGUUUUGGCCUCCUGAUCCUCACCUUCUUCCUGAGUUUUGUGUUCCUCUAUUUCUGGAGUGAAGCUCAGAACGACUACAACGACUUUGACUGGUUUAACUUUGGGACUCUGGGCUUCUGGUUCCCCUGGUCACUGGUCCUGCUGGUUGUUGCUGCUGCUCUCUUCACAUACAUCGCUCUACUGCUGGUGUUGGCGGUGUGUCUGCUCACUGAGGGUCAGAGACUUUACCUCCACUGGAGCCACAAGACGGGCAUUGUGGUGACGUUGGCGUUCACCGUCACAGCCACGGCCAUCCUGUCUGACCUCUGGAGCAAAGAAUGGAAGACUCUGCUCCUCUCCCUGCAGGUGACGGCACCUUUCCUCCAUGUGGCUGCAGUCUCACUAAUGGCGAUUCUCUCGUGGCCGAUAGCGUUACACUUCUUCCGCAUGAACAGGAAAGGGCGUCAGGUGGCCGUCCUGGGUCUGUACCUGUCUGUGCUGUUCUGUCUGUACCUGGUUCCUCUGGGAAUGUACUCGCCCUGCAUCAAAGAGGCAGGGACACUGGGACCAGCUCCAAAACUAAUCGGACACAGAGGAGCUCCAAUGCUGGCUCCAGAAAAUACUGUGAUGUCGUUCGAGAAGGCAGUGGAAGCUGGAGGAGAAGGACUGGAGACCGACGUCACCAUCAGUUAUGACGGUGUCCCCUUCCUCAUGCACGACUCCACCCUCAGGAGAACCACUGACGUAGCCGAGGUUUUCCCAAAUCGAACGCACCUCGAUGCCUCCAUGUUCACCUGGGCCGAGCUACAGCAGCUGAACGCCGGCCACUGGUUCUUAUCGAGGGAUCCAUUUGGUACCGCGUGGUCCCUGUCGGAGGUGGACCGCUCGCAGGCCCAGAACCAGUCUGUUCCCUCACUGGCCCAGUUCCUGGAGGUAGCAGCUCGUAGUGGCAGGCUGGUAAUGUUUGACCUGCGUAGGCCACCGUACGGACAUCCCUGCAGGGAUUCAUACAUCAACACCACGCUGCAGGUGGUGCAGGCCCACAUCAACUCCUCACAGGUGCUGUGGCUGCCUUCUGAGGACAGGGAGUUGGUUCAGACUCUGGAUCCAGAGCUGCAGCAAACAUCUGGAGAAAAAGCUUCGAUCCAGGAACUGACAGACGGACACAUCAGCAGACUGAACCUGCACUACAGCACCAUGUCUCAACAACAGAUCAGUAAAUACCAGUCGGUGAACAUCAGUACGAACCUGUACGUGAUCAGUCAGCCGUGGCUCUACACGCUGGCCUGGUGUGCCGGAGCUCAGUCCGUCACCACCAACUCCAUGAGCGUCCUGUCCAUCAUCAACAAGCCGCUCUUCCUCAUGACUCCUGAAGAAUACAGUCUGAUGUGGAUUCUGACUGACGCCGUGUCUGCCUUCCUCAUCAUCGCCAUUUUCAUAUUCCACUGGUGGAGAGAGAGAGGCCUGACCUUCUGGUCUGGCAGUCGUCAGACUCAAGAGAACGGACCGUACAGCAAGUUCAGGACGGACUCUUCUGAGGUCAUCUGUGUUCGCUGGAGCCCGCUCCACUCUGACCCUCCAGCCGGGGCCCUCGUCUCCCUCCCCCUGGUCUUCAACCCAUGACUCCCUGCAUGUCAGCCCUGCAGAGCCCUGUCUGAACCCUAGCUGAGUGACGUGUGGUCGAUCUCCAGCGUCAACAUCAGGCCUGAUACCCGGAGCACGCCCAGCUCGCCCAUCACACCUCACCUGCCCACCAUCACAGAGGAGUGACGGAGGGAGAGAGAGAGAGAGAGAGAGAGAGAGAGAGAGAGAGAGAGAGAGGGAGGAAAGAUGAGGGAGAAGUACUUCAGAGGGAGUGUUAAAACAUGGUUUCAUUUCUGAAGCAUUUAUUGAUCAAAUUAAACAUUCAUGAGGAAGCAACAAUCAAAUCAGACUGAAAUUAAUUUAUUCAACAUUUACACUCAAAACCUCAAAAACCACAAAGCAUGUGGUUCAGGUUCAUUUCGAUCUUUACUGAAUUGCAAACAGUGGUGGAGGAAGUACUCUUUACUUCAGUUAAAGUACAAAGAAGUAGACAUAAAUGUAAAAGUACCAUAUUAUCUUUACUACUUGCACAACACAAAGUGCUUUAAAUUCAACUAACAACAAAAACAUUGACAAAAUCAAGUAAGGAAAUAAAAUAAAGAGGAAAUAUACUUUGUUACAUUCCACCACCGUUGGAGUACGACCUCAUCUGAUCGAGGUCUUUAAAUAAAAGAGAAAGUAAAAUGGUGAUGUUCACAAAUCAAAGUGACCAAGAAAAAUGAACAAAAUGAUUCAGACAAACUCUCGUCUGUCUCCACUUCCUGUGUCGUCCUCCGUCUGUGGGACGAGCUGAGCUGAGCUGAGCUGAGCUGAACUGAACUGAGCUGAAGUGAGCUGAGCUGAGCUGAGCUGAACUGAACUGAGCUGA